Molecule: messenger RNA, 1858 nt
Organism: Carassius auratus (goldfish)
Lineage: Eukaryota; Metazoa; Chordata; Actinopteri; Cypriniformes; Cyprinidae
Product: neuronal acetylcholine receptor subunit beta-2-like
Exons: 6
Coding region: 237-1472 (411 amino acids)
Biological process (GO): monoatomic ion transmembrane transport
Cellular component (GO): postsynaptic membrane
Molecular function (GO): transmembrane signaling receptor activity; acetylcholine-gated monoatomic cation-selective channel activity
Source: RefSeq, a predicted model, not a curated record
AGAGGGUUGGGAGUUCACCCUUCUUCGACUGUAUUCAGUUCAUCACCACUAGAUGACGCUAUAACAAAAGAGCUGUAUGGUGUGCAGAGGUGGAGGAACGUUUAAUAAACUAUUUACUCUCCCCUGACCGAUACAACAAGCUGAUUCGCCCGGCAGUCAACAAGAGCCAGCAGGUCACCAUUGCAAUCCAAGUGUCCCUCGCCCAGCUCAUCAGUGUGAACGAGAGAGAGCAGAUCAUGACCACCAACUGUUGGCUCUCUCAGGUAUGGAACGAUUACCGGUUGAUGUGGGAUCCAGAGGAGUAUGAAGGGAUAAGAAAAGUACGCCUUCCUUCCCAGCAUAUAUGGCUGCCUGACAUUGUUCUGUACAACAAUGCUGAUGGGACAUAUGAAGUGUCUUUCUACUCCAAUGCAGUCGUGUCAAAUAACGGUGAGGUUGCCUGGCUACCACCAGCCAUUUAUAAGAGUGCCUGUAAGAUUGAGGUCCGGGACUUCCCCUUUGACCAGCAAAACUGCACACUCAAGUUCCGCUCAUGGACUUAUGACCACACAGAAAUCGACCUCAUCUUGCUGUCGGACUUUGCCAGCCGAGAUGACUUCAAGCCAAGCGGUGAGUGGGAUAUUGUCUCAUUGCCUGGUCGCAAAAACGAAGACCCUAAUGACGCCACAUAUUUGGAUAUAACCUAUGAUUUUAUCAUCAGACGCAAACCGCUGUUCUAUACCAUUAACUUGAUCAUCCCAUGUGUUCUCAUCACUUCACUGGCCAUCUUAGUUUUUUACCUUCCGUCAGACUGUGGGGAGAAGAUGACUUUGUGUAUUUCUGUUCUUCUGGCCUUAACUGUGUUCCUCUUGCUUAUUUCCAAAAUCGUACCACCGACCUCACUCGCUGUGCCGCUCAUUGGAAAGUACUUGAUGUUCACCAUGGUCUUGGUGACAUUUUCAAUUGUUACAAGUGUGUGUGUGCUAAACGUGCACCAUCGUUCCCCAAGCACACACACUAUGCCCAAAUGGGUUAAAUACUACUUUGUGUUCCGUUUGCCUGCUUUCCUCUUCAUGCAACGACCAGGAGAGUCCAACAAAUUUGGCAGGAAGCACCAGCAGUGCUCUUCAUCUGAUCUCCCAGCAAAAAAUGAGGCGGAUGAGACUGAUUCCACCUUCUUUGUCAGUGAAGAUGCCAAGCACAUUGGAUGGAGACCUGGCGAGUUGCAGGAAAACAUAGAAAUUCGUAAGCGAAUGGCGGUAAAGUGCUCUGCAGAAAUACAGGAGGCUGUGAAGGGGGUCAGAUAUAUUGCUGACAAGUUGAAAAAUGAGGAUGAUGAUGAAGGGAUCAUCGAGGACUGGAAAUAUGUGGCUAUGGUGAUCGACCGUCUGUUUCUGUGGAUCUUUGUUUUAGUGUGUGUUGUAGGAACCGUUGGCCUCUUUAUGCAGCCACUUUUCAAGAGCUAUAACACUCCUGCCACUGAUGAUUUGUAGAUUACAUAAAGUCAGACCAACUUCCCAUCCCACAUGGCUGUUUAUUUUCAGUGCAAUACCUACUCUCAUCACGAACUUGACAUGACAACCUUCUUAUUCCAAUAAAUAUUUUAGCAAAAAUCCAACAAUGGACUUUAAACCUGAAACAUUUCAUAAAUGUUAAGCUCUGUGCAUCAUUCAAUGCACAAUGGGACAAAAUUCUUAGAUGCUGUUGAGUCAGAGAACAAUACUGGACACACACUGAAUAUUUAACUGCCCCUAACACUGACCUGAACUCAAAAACCCUUCAGAGCUGUCAUUCAGCCGAAACAUUUAGCCCUGGAGGCUUCAACAUUCUCUAACCUCUCGUAGAAAAUGAAGCUCCAAAUCCCAAAAUGGCUCCAAAC